This is a messenger RNA of Arvicanthis niloticus (Nile rat), 546 nucleotides long. It is a transcript of the gene Ndufa5, whose product is annotated as NADH:ubiquinone oxidoreductase subunit A5. NCBI's taxonomy places the organism in Eukaryota, Metazoa, Chordata, Mammalia, Rodentia, Muridae. Gene Ontology annotation, biological process: respiratory electron transport chain. The record is from RefSeq and is a predicted model, not a curated record. Gene Ontology annotation, cellular component: respiratory chain complex I.
GGUGGCCGGGAGACCCCGCCCGAGCGGUUGGAGCCAAGUGGUUUCUUAGGUGACCCAGGAGCGGCGUCUACGCUCGAUUGAGCGGGCCUGGGAAAGGUUCCCAGAGGGCUGUGCGCCGGAGGCUCUGGGCGCUGUCAUGGCGGGCGUACUGAAGAAGACGACCGGCUUGGUGGGAUUGGCCGUGUGCAACACUCCACACGAGAGGCUAACGAUAUUGUAUACCAAGAUUCUUGAUCUUCUGAAGCACUUUCCUAAACAUGCAGCCUAUAGAAAAUACACAGAACAGAUCACCACUGAGAAGCUGGAUAUGGUCAAAGCGGAGCCAGAUGUUAAAAAAUUAGAAAACUUGCUUCAGGGAGGUGAAGUAGAAGAGGUCAUUCUUCAGGCUGAAAAAGAACUAAGUCUGGCAAGAAAAAUGUUGCAGUGGAAGCCGUGGGAGCCGCUCAUAGAAGAGCCGCCAGCUGACCAGUGGAAGUGGCCAAUAUGAUCAGUGCCUGAUGAUGGAUGUGAAUUAAACGUGCAAUUAAAUGUUCUGUGAUGCUACAA